AUGGCUUCCACUACUACCCCCGGUAUCCCACCGGUCACUCUCGACACCAUCACCCAACAGAUCGGCAACACCCCACUUGUGCGAUUGAACCGUUUGCCCCGCAGCCUCGGAAUCGAUGCUACCGUCUACGCUAAGUUGGAGUACUUCAAUGCCGGUGGCAGUGUCAAGGAUCGCAUUGCCUUGCGCAUGAUUGAGGAGGCUGAGCGCUCUGGUCGCAUCAAGCCUGGUGACACCCUCAUUGAGCCCACCAGCGGCAACACUGGUAUCGGUUUGGCGCUGGUUGGUGCUGUUAAGGGCUACAAGACCAUUAUCACACUCCCCGAGAAGAUGUCCGCCGAAAAGGUUGCUGUUCUCCGUGCCUUGAACGCCACUAUCAUCCGAACCCCCAAUGAAGCCGCAUACGACUCUCCCGAAUCACACAUCGGUGUCGCUAGACGUCUCCAGAAGGAACUCCCCAACGCCCACAUCUUGGAUCAGUACGAAAAUGUCAACAACCCGUUGGCCCACGAGCUCGGCACCGCCGAGGAAGUCUGGACCCAGACCAAUGGCAAGAUCAGUGCUAUUGUCGCCGGUGCUGGUACCGGUGGUACCAUCACGGGUCUUGCCCGUGGUCUCCGCAAACACAACCCCGAUAUCAAGGUGAUCGCCGCCGAUCCCUUUGGAUCGAUCUUGGCUCUUCCUCCUUCCCUGAACGAGGCUCGUGCCAACGAGCCUUACAAGGUUGAGGGUAUUGGAUAUGACUUCAUUCCGGAUGUCCUGGACCGCGAGGCCGUGAAUGAAUGGAUUAAGACUGAAGACCGCGAGUCGUUCAAGUACUCCCGUCGUCUCAUUGCUGAAGAGGGUUUGUUGGUUGGUGGCAGCAGUGGCAGUGCCAUUGCCGCUCUGGUCAAGGCUAACGAGGCCAACAAAUUCUCCAAGGACGAUGUCGUCGUUGUGGUUCUCCCUGAUAGCAUUAGAAGUUAUCUUUCCAAGUUCGCCGACGAUGACUGGCUUGCGGCCAACGAUCUGCUCCCAUCUCUCCCGGCCGUCGCAUCAACCACUCAAACCAACGAGCCAGACUCCGACCCUCUGGCCAACGCCAAGGUCAGUGCCUUGCGCCUGAAGCCCAUUACCACCGUGACAGCCAACUCCCCCUGCGAGACUGCCAUCGAAGUCAUGCGUGACCGUGGCUUCGACCAGCUCCCCGUCCUCGCCCCCUCCGGCCGCAAGCUCGUGGGUCUCGUCACACUGGGCAACGUUCUCAGCCGACUGACUCACGGCCGUGCCUCCGGCACCAGCCCCGUCUCCGACGUCAUGUUCGACUUCUCCAAGAUUUCCGAGGUCGUCACAGAUCCCCGUGACCUCACCAAGAUGGGCUCCAAGCUGCCCCGCAGCCGUGGUUUCAUUGAGAUCACCAUGGACACCCCUCUCAGCGUUCUGAACCGCUUCUUCGAGUGGAACAGUGCUGCCGUUGUCACUGAAAAGGACGCCAGCGGCGCGAUGAAGCCUCUGGCUGUCGUGACCAAGGUGGACUUGCUGUCUUGGAUGCUGCACCAGGGCAAGGCCAACAAGGCUUAG
Penicillium brevicompactum is the source of this 1557-nucleotide messenger RNA. Its product is annotated as cystathionine beta-synthase CYS4. Gene Ontology annotation, cellular component: cytoplasm. The record is from RefSeq and is a predicted model, not a curated record. Gene Ontology annotation, molecular function: cysteine synthase activity; cystathionine beta-synthase activity. Lineage: Eukaryota; Fungi; Ascomycota; Eurotiomycetes; Eurotiales; Aspergillaceae. Bases 1 to 1557 code for a protein of 518 amino acids. The transcript has 4 exons.